This is a messenger RNA of Elephantulus edwardii (Cape elephant shrew), 1860 nucleotides long. It is a transcript of the gene FAM126A, whose product is annotated as family with sequence similarity 126, member A. Gene Ontology annotation, biological process: protein localization to plasma membrane; phosphatidylinositol phosphate biosynthetic process. Gene Ontology annotation, cellular component: plasma membrane. Bases 15 to 1580 code for a protein of 521 amino acids. The record is from RefSeq and is a predicted model, not a curated record. NCBI's taxonomy places the organism in Eukaryota, Metazoa, Chordata, Mammalia, Macroscelidea, Macroscelididae. The transcript is spliced from 10 exons.
GCAGAUGUGGAAAAAUGUUCACCUCAGAAAAAGGAGUUGUGGAAGAGUGGUUGUCAGAAUUUAAGACACUGCCGGAAACAUCUUUACCAAAUUAUGCCACAAACUUGAAAGACAAGAGCGCUUUAGUUUCAUCUCUCUAUAAAGUGAUCCAGGAACCACAAAGUGAGUUGCUAGAACCCGUAUGUCACCAACUCUUUGAAUUUUAUCGCAGUGGAGAAGAACAAUUACUUCGAUUUACACUGCAGUUUCUCCCAGAAUUGAUUUGGUGCUACCUUGCCGUGUCAGCCAGCAGAAAUGUGCAUAGCAGUGGAUGCAUUGAAGCACUUCUACUAGGGGUUUACAAUUUGGAGAUAGUUGACAAAGAGGGACAUAGCAAAAUAUUGAGUUUUACGAUUCCAUCUUUAUCCAAACCAUCUGUGUACCAUGAACCUUCCAGCAUUGGUUCCAUGGCUCUGACUGAAAGUGCACUAUCCCAGCAUGGUUUAUCAAGAGUUGUAUACAGUGGACCACAUCCUCAGAGGGAGAUGUUAACAGCCCAGAACAGGUUUGAGGUAUUGACGUUCCUUUUACUGUGUUACAAUGCUGCUUUAACCUAUAUGCCCAGUGUUUCUCUUCAAUCACUGUGUCAAAUUUGUUCAAGACUCUGUGUAUGUGGUUAUCCUCGACAACAUGUGAGAAAAUACAAAGGUCUGAGUAGCAGAAUACCAGUUUCUUCAGAAUUCAUGGUGCAAAUGCUAACAGGGAUUUAUUUUGCAUUUUAUAAUGGAGAAUGGGAUCUAGCUCAAAAAGCAUUAGAUGAUAUUAUAUACAGAGCUCAGCUGGAGCUAUAUCCAGAACCACUGUUGGUUGCUAAUGCAAUAAAGGCUUCCCUGCCUCGUGGUGCCAUGAAAUCUAGUAAGGAGGGCACAAGGUGUAUUCAAGUUGAAAUUACACCAACUUCCUCCAGAAUAUCAAGAAAUGCAGUAACUAGCAUGUCUAUAAGAGGUCAUAGGUGGAAAAGACAUGGAAAUACAGAUUUAACAGGUCAAGAAGAGCUGAUGGACAUAUCUGAAGUUGACGAGGGAUUUUAUUCCAGGGCUGCGUCUAGUACCAGCCAGUCGGGGUUAUCAAAUAGUUCUCACAAUUCUAGUAACAAGACAAGUGUAGGAAAGAACCAGAGACGGUCAGGAGGAAGCAAAACUGGAGGAAAAGAAAAAGAAACUACAGGGGAAUCUUGCAAAGAUCACUUUGCUCGAAAACAAACACAGAGAGCCCAAAGUGAGAAUCUUGAGCUUCUCUCUUUGAAGAGACUUACUUUAACAACCAGCCAGUCCCUGCCCAAGCCUAGUAGCCAUGGUUUGGCCAAGACCGCCACUACUGUGUUUAGUAAAUCCUUUGAACAAGUUAGUGGGGUCACAGUCCCACAUAACCCAUCAUCUGCUGUUGGUUGUGGGGCUGGGACAGAUGCCAAUAGGUUUUCUGCCUGUAGUCUCCAAGAAGAAAAGCUUAUUUACAUUUCCGAAAGGACUGAACUUCCCAUGAAGCAUCACUCAGGUCAGCAGAGACCUCCUAGUAUUAGCAUUACUCUGUCGACAGAUUAAUUUCUAACAACAUAUUUGUCACACUAACCAGUGGAUCUGGAAAUACCACUUUGCUUCUGUAUGAAAGUGCAGUCUUUCAUCCCUGUUCCUGAGAGGAACCCUUAAUGUCUUAAAUUCUGAAGGCUACCUUGGAAUAAUGUCUCAGUUGCAGACUUUUGAAAUAUAGUUUUGUUAUUUCUUGAUUGUGGUUUCCCCCCUUGGCUUGAGUCUCCCCCCCCCCUUUUUUUUUUAAUGCCACCGUGAGAUAGCCACUUUGCCAAUAAAUUUUGGCAGGUUGGCU